UCGCUCUGAUGAGCGAGACAACAAGCGAACCAUUAAUAAGCAGGCACAAGUACGGCAUAACAAUAAAUGCUUUGUUUUUCAAACCCCGCUACGAGCGUAGUAAAGUUGGGAUUGUACGUGCGAGUAGGAGGAUUGUUACGUCACAGGGCACAAACAUCAACAUUCGUCUCCCUCACAACAUCCAGCGACGAGCGGCCAAAGAGAUCAGCUGACGAGAACGACAACGACUACGGGAAAAGGCGAACACUGCGCUACCUCAUAGUAUAGCAGUAACAUUAGCAACGGCAGCAGCAACAACAGCUCAGCAGAUGUAACAUGGCUUCAACCUCGGCCGGCACACUGGAGGGCACUCUGAGCAAAUGGACGAACGUGAUGAAGGGAUGGCAGUAUCGCUUCUUUGUGCUGGACGAGAAUGCAGGCCUGCUAUCCUACUACACGUCCAAGGAGAAGAUGAUGAAGGGCGUGCGACGUGGCUGUGUGCGCCUCAAAGACGCGCUUAUCGGCAUCGACGAUCAGGAGGAUAAUACCUUCACCAUCACUGUGGAUCACAAAACCUUUCACUUUCAGGCGCGGCACAGCGAUGAGCGUGAACAGUGGGUGCGACGUCUGGAGGACACAAUACGACGGCACGCGAAUCGUUCGCGUCUGUGGGACAGUCAGAGCGCCUUCUACAUUGCUGGCGGCUACACGAAAGAGUCGGGCGGCAAGCGUUCCAAUCACUUGGAGCUCGUGGCGCGACGUGUUACCGAAGCGGAUGCCUAUCUGCAGCUCAUGAUAGAACAGACCAAUGCGCUGGACAAACGCAUUGCUGAGCUGAGCGACACUGCCGAGCAGGUCAAAUGCAAAGCGUUGCAGGACAACGCAAGUGCCAUGUUGGAUCAUAUCAAGCACUCAAUUGUGAGUCUACAAAUUGCCAAAAAUAUGGCGCACCCCAUCAAUGGCAUUUACAAUGGGCCGACGAUGACAACUACAACAGCAACAACAAUGGCAUCUGGCGACGCUAGUAGCAUUGGAGGAGGAGCAGGAGGUGGUGGAGGAAAGGGUAGCGAGGCCAUCUCGGCACUCAAGAACGAAAUGGCUGGCGACGAUGAGGAUGAUUCAGCAACGGAAAACGCCACGACAGCACCGUUGGGUCUCGUUGUGCCAGAGACCUCUUAUUCGAGCAGUGAAGGUGAAGAAGACUUCUAUGAUGCCUAUGAUGAUCCGUUCACAAGCCUGGGCAGCUCACCAAUUGGCUGUGCCACGCGCGGCUUUGUGGAGACAUCACCCACGCACGAAAAGCCGCCGGAUAACUACGAUUCAGCCGGAGCAACAACAGCGGCAGCAGUAGCAACAACAGCAAUCGCACCAACAUCAACAGCAGCAGCAACACCAGUCGCAACAACAGUGACGCAGUCGACGUUACCCGAAAUCGAAGAGACCGAAUCGAACAAAGUGCCGAGCUCACGUUCGUCGAGCUAUGACAAUGGCAUCGAUUACGAUGCACUCUACGAGGAGGAGGAGGAGAUGGACCUUAGCAUGGAGGCGCAUGGCUCAAUGAUAACGCAUCUGUUGUCGCAGGUGAAGAUUGGCAUGGACCUCACCAAAGUGGUGCUACCCACGUUCAUCUUGGAACGACGUUCUCUGCUCGAAAUGUACGCCGAUUACUUUGCCCAUCCCGAUUUGUUUCUUAAAAUCUCAGAGCUGGAUGACCCCAGGGAUCGCAUUGUGCAAGUUUGCCGUUGGUAUUUGAGUGCUUAUCAUGCUGGACGCAAGAGCGCGGUGGCCAAAAAACCCUACAAUCCCAUAUUGGGUGAAGUAUUUCAAUGUCAUUGGGAUAUUCCAGGUGAAUCCGAAGAUGGCAAGGAGGUGCAUGAUGGUCCCGUGCCCUGGUGUCGACGGGAUCAGCUAACAUUCUUGGCUGAACAGGUGUCGCAUCAUCCACCAAUUUCAGCCUUCUAUGCAGAGCAUUAUAAUAAGAAGAUUACGUUUACUGCUCAUGUCUGGACGAAAUCAAAGUUCUUGGGUCUGUCCAUUGGAGUGCACAACAUUGGCGAGGGCGUUGUCACCCUUGUCGAUCGUAGCGAAGAGUACAUUGUAACUUUCCCAAAUGGUUAUGGCAGAUCUAUUUUAACGGUGCCUUGGAUUGAGUUGGGCGGCUCAGUUGAAAUCAAAUGCCCCCAAACUGGUUACUAUGCCAAUAUUGAGUUUCUGACAAAACCCUUCUAUGGCGGCAAACGCAAUAAAGUCAGCGCUGAGAUAUAUUCGCCCAAUGAUAAGAAGCCAUUUGUGUCGAUUGCUGGCGAGUGGAGCGGUCUGAUGGAAGCCAAGUGGCAUGAUAAGAACAAAACCGAAGUAUUCGUCGACGUAAAUCGCAUACCCAUAUUUAAGAAACAAGUUCGACCAAUCGUUGAGCAGGAUGAAUAUGAAUCACGACGUGUUUGGAAGGAAGUAACGGCAGGACUCAAAUUCAAUGAUAUUGAGCGCGCCACGAAUGCCAAAUUUGUUGUGGAGCAACAGCAACGAGAUCAGGCCAAGGUGCGCAAGGAAUACGAUCUGGCUUGGGAACACAAGCACUUUAAGCCGAUUGGUGAGAAUUGGAUCUACACGAAACCGCUGAGUCAGCGCAUGUAUUUGCAGGAGAAGGAGGCCAAAAGAUAAUGAAUUUAUUGGGAGCAAUAUGCAAUGCCAAUACACGAUGUUUUUAUACACACUCACACACACAUUGAUAUAUCCGUGUGUGAUUCAUAUCAAGAAUGAGCCUCAACUAUUUGUAUAAUUUCCACAAGUGCGCAAAACAAAACCCCUUAAAAACACUGACGAUGAUACAACGUAACAUAUGCAGGAAACUAAAUGUUUUACAGAAAUAUGAAUUAUGAGAUAAGUUAUAAGAAACCAGUUGGUGGCCAGUCUCGAGUGUCCGUUUCUUAAUUGUAAAUAGUUUAAAUACGCAAAAAGUCAAAAUAACAAACGAAAAGAAAGCCAAGUUUAGGUAGUUAGUUGAGAACAAUAGUCGAACGAUGAGAACAGAGAACGACACAAUACAACAUAAUGGUUGAUAAAAUGAAUCUAAUAAACUGCAAGACAAACAAUAUACAGAGCUAACACUUUAAUAGUUUCUACGCAAUAUAUUCGUAUAAAGCAACUUAUUAUUAAAUAACUAUGUACUAGAGUGUUUCAAAGGCAAUCGCAGUAAACUGCAAAACAAAGAACACCUAAAACAAAACAAAUACGAAAAUACCUUUUACAAAACAAUACACUAUUAUAACAUACACAACACACACGCAACAUACAAGCACACAUGCCCACCCUUUAUGGGAUAUGUAUAUCAGAAGUUGUAGAUUACAAAAAAGAAAAAGGAUUAGGUAUUUAAGCAUAGAAAUUCUAUUUUUUAAAUAAAAGACUCUAAUAGACAAAAUACAAUACAUGAGAUAUCUAAUAGAUACAUAUAUAUUACAAAUAAUUAAUUCCUGUUUUCAAAACUUUAAAUGCACAAUUGAUUUUGUCAAAUAAAAAAAAAAGAAUAAUAACUUUAGUAUUAUAUUAUACUUUCAAUUCCAUUGUCACAAUAAAGAUAAAAGCUUUACUUACAAACCCGCAGCCAAAACUCCAACGAAUUGUUUGCAAUAUGCAGUAAUUAAAAACAAACAAAAAACACAACUAAAAAUAUAGAAUUAAUAAUAGUUAGCUUCUAAUUUUGGUUGGAGUUUGCCAAAAAUCCAACAGCCACAAUGCAAAGCUGUUUUUCUUUGUAAACUACCGAAUACUCUCACUCAAAACAAAGUUAACGCAAAAUGAAACGAAUAAAGAAUAUUACGCUUUUUCAA
Molecule: messenger RNA, 3806 nt
Organism: Drosophila nasuta
Lineage: Eukaryota; Metazoa; Arthropoda; Insecta; Diptera; Drosophilidae
Product: oxysterol-binding protein-related protein 9
Exons: 15
Coding region: 316-2640 (774 amino acids)
Cellular component (GO): membrane; Golgi apparatus; cytosol
Molecular function (GO): sterol binding
Source: RefSeq, a predicted model, not a curated record